UAUAAACUAAUGGAGAAACAUUUGAGAAGUUGACAAAACAACUGGAAAUAUACCACAAGAUGCACCUGUAAGGACAAUGAUAAUUGCCAAUCAGACUGAGAUUGACACCUGGACAGAGACCUGCAAUGAACCGUCAUACUUAUGCUCCCAAAGAUGUAACUUGUCUAAGAAGAGCGAUACCCAACUAUCACAAACCACACAAUCACCACAUCCUUGUUGUAACACCGAAGCCUAAGGCAACUGAAUACACAACACCAGGAGAUAUUUUCCAGAAUACAAUGUUAAUGUAAAAGGAACAUGGAGUUUUCAUGAAACAUGGAUGGAUGCGACCAUCAUUGAUCCAAUUGUACAUCGUAGAAAAUAAAUAUAAACGUUACGAAUAUCACCACAGCAAUACAAUAUAUCAUUUUGAGUAUAAAAUUUAUCACCAGUCGUACUGGUCUCACCAACUGAAGUUAUAUAUAGUUCCUCACAUAUAGAUGUCUCUAUGAUUGUAUGCAUGAGUUGCUGUGUGCUGCCUGACACUGUGAAGCAUGAAGAAACAGAACGUGCGUACAUUAUCCCUAAUAGUCUGUACAUUCACAUAUCUUCUCGUCGGGGCAGCUGUCUUUGAUGCACUUGAAUCUGAAUACGAAAAGUCAAACAGGGCGAAUCUUCAAAAACAAGAGAACCACUUUAAAACUAAAUACAACAUCACUGAAAAGGACUACGAGGACAUCAUAGAAAAUGUUAUAAAGUUAAAACCCUAUAGAGCAGGCAUACAAUGGAAAUUUGCAGGAUCUUUUUAUUUCGCCACAACAGUUAUUACCACUAUAGGCUAUGGACACAGUACACCAAAAACCGAUGCCGGGAAAAUAUUCUGCAUGGCUUAUGCACUGGUAGGGAUACCACUUGGGAUAGUCAUGUUCCAAUCUAUAGGAGAACGUCUUAAUACAUUCGUGACUUUGUUGCUCAAAGUCUUAAAGAAAUGUGCCAGAAUGAAGAAGACUGAAGUAUCUCAAACUAAUUUGAUAAUCAUUGUGUCAAAUCUCAGCGUAUUAGUCGUGACAGCGGGUGCCGCUGCGUUCAGCAAUUAUGAAAAAUGGCCAUACCUUGACUCCAUCUAUUAUUGUUUUAUCACAUUAACCACGAUAGGGUUUGGAGAUUAUGUAGCCAUACAGAAAGAUGGACAUCUCCAAUCAAAGCCAGAAUAUGUGGCAUUUACUUUGAUAUUUAUCCUUUUUGGACUAAGCAUUAUAUCUGCUGCUAUGAACCUUCUAGUGUUGAGAUUCCUUACCAUGAACACUGAAGAUGAACGACGUGAGGAGAUUGAAGCAGCUAAUGCCAGAGCCAAUGCCGUCAAACUAGAUGGUGAUGUAAUAUUAUCAAACGGGUCAAUGAUUACUGCACGUUUACAUGAGACCCAGGUAGACUUCCAAGAACCUGAUUUACAUUCGGUUUGUUCCUGUUCAUGCUACAACCUAGGACAUAGUUCCUCUAAUAGUUUAGAUAACACCAGGAAAAAACACAGGAAAAAUAAUUCAAAAUCAAAAGCAACGAGAUACAAAGUAACGAGAUCACCAGGCAGGAUAGGCCAUCUAUUGCAGCUAAAGACCAUAAAUGAAAGUUAUGGUCACAGUACACCUAAGACAGACAGUGGCAAAGUCUUCUGUAUGGCGUAUGCUCUAGUAGGUAUUCCCCUAUGUCUGGUCAUGUUCCAGAGUAUUGGUGAGAGGCUCAAUACAUUCGUAACUUGGAUUAUAAAAAACCUCAAAAAAUGUGCACGCACUAGGAAUUCCGAUACUGUAUCGCAGACUAAUCUAAUAGUGGUUGUAUCGAGCCUUAGUGUUAUUGUUGGUUGUGCAGGUGCUGCGGCUUUUAGGAGCUACGAAAAAUGGCCAUAUUUGGAUGCCAUCUAUUAUUGCUUUAUUACACUAACUACAAUAGGAUUUGGAGAUUUUGUAGCACUUCAGAAGAAGGAUACAUUACAAAAUAAGCCAGAAUAUGUAGCAUUCAGUCUAGUAUUUAUUCUGUUUGGGCUGACGAUUAUUUCUGCUGCAAUGAACCUGCUAGUGCUGCGAUUCUUGACAAUGAAUACAGAGGAUGAACGGCGUCAGGAAAUUGAGACGGCCGUCGCGAGAGCUCAAGCUGUAAGACUAGAAGGAGAUGUCAUAACUGCAAAUGGUAAUGUUGUUUCACUAGAGCAGAGAGAGGAAGCACUACCUGAGUUCAAAGAGCCAGAUUUACAGUCCGUCUGCUCUUGCACCUGUUAUAAUAUGCGUGAAAAGAAAACGAAGAACAGGCGGUAUAAAGUGACACGAUCUCCAGGGAAAAUUGCCCAUUUAUUACCAUUACAUAGACUCAGUGGAAGACCAUCCAAUGGUCAUCAAGAAUCACCACAUACUAAAGAUGAUAUUUAUAGUAAUUAUGACGAUAAUUCAGUUUUACAAAAUUUAUUAAAGACUAAAAGGGCAUCCAUUUAGCACCUUCUGUAAAUAGUGAAUGAGUUUAUAGUUCACACAUCAGAUUUAAAAUAGUACAUAAGAUAUGGUAUAGGAUUUAAAUGUUACAGUGAUAUGUGUGAAAUAUAAAGUCAUUUUGUUUUAAAAAUUAUAUUUGUUGUUAUAGUGACCAUUGAAAAACUAACAAUGAUUUUACCUUCCUUCCCAUUAAAAAUCUCUCGUUCAACAUUUUGAAUCGGGAUAUUCAUGCAAUAAAAAUAUCCGAGAGCAUGUUUUUACUUGUCUUAUAUCCUUUGUAAGGAAGUUCUCUCUUGUAAAACAUGCAGACUCAAAUGGACAGAUAAUUUGUUAUAUAAGUGCACCAUUUUUCUGUAUCAAUAGUGCAGAAGAACUGUCAUAUUAU
Molecule: messenger RNA, 2844 nt
Organism: Owenia fusiformis
Lineage: Eukaryota; Metazoa; Annelida; Polychaeta; Sabellida; Oweniidae
Source: the annotation of a GenBank genome assembly